Messenger RNA from Bubalus bubalis (water buffalo), 4546 nucleotides. It is a transcript of the gene GLP2R, whose product is annotated as glucagon like peptide 2 receptor. Gene Ontology annotation, cellular component: plasma membrane. The coding region runs from base 172 to 1851 and encodes 559 amino acids. Gene Ontology annotation, biological process: adenylate cyclase-modulating G protein-coupled receptor signaling pathway; cell surface receptor signaling pathway. Gene Ontology annotation, molecular function: peptide hormone binding; glucagon receptor activity. NCBI's taxonomy places the organism in Eukaryota, Metazoa, Chordata, Mammalia, Artiodactyla, Bovidae. The transcript is spliced from 13 exons. The record is from RefSeq and is a predicted model, not a curated record.
CUGGAGAUUCGGUAGAUGGCUCUAGACUGGGCCAGACGCUCUCAGGGGCGGCGUGCGGAGGGUUUGUGCAAACAUCUCGCUGAAGGAAGAGGAAUGCAAGAGGCGGCCGCCUGCGGUACAUCUUGGACCGUUCGGAGGAUGUGCUGAAACUUGUGACCCACAGCGAGAAAGAUGAGGCCGGGGCCGAGCUGGGCAGGGGCCCGGAGGAGGGCAGUGAGCCCCCUGCCUGGAGCCCAUGUGCUGCUCAUGGGCACCCCUGCUGCCCAGGGGGCUGGGCCUCUCUCCUCCCCCCGCGAGCCAGCUCGCUGGACCCCUGCGAGGCCCUUCCUGGCCCUUCUGCUUCUGGUUUCCAUCAAACAAGUUACAGGAUCUCUCCUUGAGGAGACAACUCGGAAGUGGGCUCAGUAUAAAGAGAAGUGUCUGAGAGACUUACUCAAGGAAACUUCUGGCGCAGUCUGUAAUGGGACCUUCGAUAAGUAUGUGUGCUGGCCUCAUUCCACUCCUGGAAAUGUCUCUGUCCCCUGCCCUUCCUACUUACCUUGGUGGCGUGAAGAGCUGUGUUUACUUUCAGAGAACUCAGGAAGGGCCUACAGAUACUGCCUGUCUCGGGGUGCUUGGCAGACGCUGGAAAACUCCACAGAUAUUUGGCAGGACAACUCCGAAUGCGCCGAGGAUGACAGCUUCAAACAAAAAGUUGAACACCGCUCCUUGCUGUCGACGCUGCAGCUGCUGUACACGGUGGGCUACUCUCUCUCCAUCGUCUCGCUCUUCCUGGCUCUCACCCUCCUCUUGUUUCUUCGAAAACUCCACUGCACACGUAACUACAUCCACAUGAACUUGUUUGCCUCUUUCAUCCUGAGAGCCCUGGCUGUGCUGGUGAAAGACGUCAUCUUCUACAAAUCUUACUCCAAGACACCCAACAGUGAGACAGAGUGGCUGUCCUACGUGUCGGAGAUUGCUGCCUCCUGCCGCUCAGCCCAGGUCCUCUUGCACUACUUCGUGGGCACCAAUUACUCAUGGCUGCUCGUCGAAGGCCUUUACCUUCACACACUGCUGGAGCCCAUAAUGCUUUCAGAAAGGCGGCUGUGGCCCAGAUACCUGCUGGUGGGUUGGGGCUUCCCAGUGCUCUUCAUUGUGCCCUGGAGCAUUGCCCGUGCUCAGCUGGAGAAUACAGGGUGCUGGGGAAACAACAGGAAUAAGAAUAUCUGGUGGAUCAUCCGAGGACCCAUGAUGCUUUGCAUAACGGUCAAUUUCUUCAUCUUUCUGAAAAUUCUCAAGCUUCUCAUUUCUAAGCUCAAAGCUCAUCAAAUGUGCUUCAGAGAUUAUAAAUACAGAUUGGCCAAGUCCACACUGGUCCUCAUCCCUUUAUUGGGCGUUCAUGACAUUCUCUUCUCUUUCAUCACUGAUGAUCAAGUUGAAGGAUUUCCAAGACUUAUACGACUCUUCAUUCAAUUGACUCUGGGCUCCUUCCAUGGGCUACUGGUGGCCUCGCAGUAUUGCUUUGCUAAUGGAGAGGUGAAGGCUGAGCUGCGAAAACAGUGGGCCCGCUUCUUGCUAGCCCGCCACUCAGGCUGCAGAGCCUGGGUCCUGGGGAAGAACUUCCGAUUCCUGGGGAAAUGUCCCAAGAAGCUCUCGGAGGGGACCAACUCCGGGUCGCUGCAGAAAGCGCGGCCCUGGCCUGGUGGUGGGCGGCUCCUGCACUUGACCAGGGAGGGCCUAGGGGUGGCGGGCACCCCGCCUCGUCAAGGCCACGCAGCCUGGCCCCGCGGCAGCAGCCUGUCGGAGAGCAGCGAGGGCUACUUCACCCUGGUGCACACCAUGGAGGAGAUCUUCAAGGAGAGUGAGAUCUAGGCAGGAGCCCACUGCACCGGUUCCCGCAGACUCCUGAGCACUUGAAGGAGGCGGCGGCCAAGCUGGAUGAUGCAGGGUGAGCAUCGUUCUGGCACACCCGGCUCUCUCCAACGCCACGACUCUUUCCAGGCUUUCCCUGCUCCGUAGACAGAGGCUGCAUACCCUCACCACUUCUGCCUGCCCUUGUCAUCCUCCUCACCCCUGCAGGUGUGUUUUCCAGAAUGACCACUAGCCUCCCGGGCUGGCCCUAAAUUCGAGUGACUGGAGCCUGAGGACUCAGAGAGAUGUCUGCUCUGAAACAGAGGCCAGCGCUCACCAGGUGUCCAUCUGAAGUCGGGAGCAGGGUGUCCCAGGACCACCUGCCAAGCGUUUCACAUGCAGAGUCUGACUCAUUCAUGGCAAAGAUACUGAGAGAGCACACCUGAGCACGUAGAUGGCCGGUGAUGGGACUUGUAUAACAAGCGCCCAGGCAAUUCUUACACAAGCCUACAUUUUGAAAAUCCAGGGCAGGAUGUGCUGGAACUAGAAGCCCCUCUGAGCUGGCCGCUGGUCCAGGGAGGCAUGCGGCGUUCUGCAGGCUGUGACCUGCCUGCCCUCCUUCUCUGACAGUGCGGAUCCCACUCCAUGGAAGUUCUGUCUGACCCGAGACAAGCUCAUCCUUCCUUGGAGUGUUGGCCCCAGCUCCCACGGCCCCUCUGAAAGUUGCCAUUGGUUGUUUUCUCACCCUUCUGGCUCCAUUUGCCUUUCUGAGUUUGACUUCUUCAAGCCUGACUUGUCUACUGUUCUCUUGGAGCCUGAGUCCUCAGGCUCCAGUCACUCGAAUUUAGGGCCAGCCCGGGAGGCUAGUGGUCAUUCUGGAAAACACACCUGCAGGGGUGAGGAGGAUGACAAGGGCAGGCAGAAGUGGUGAGGGUAUGCAGCCUCUGUCUACGGAGCAGGGAAAGCCUGGAAAGAGUCGUGGCGUUGGAGAGAGCCGGGUGUGCCAGAACGAUGCUCACCCUGCAUCGUCCAGCUUGGCCGCUGCCUCCUUCAAGUGCUCAGUUCUCAUGUUUGGUUUGCCAUCAGUGGCUGUACCUGCUUCCCUGGGGGGUUUACCCACUGCUCUCCCUGACCUAAGUCCCCACUAAUAAGAAUUCUACUCCUCCUAUGGAAAUUGAUGCUAAGACCCGGAGGGUACCCAGCUGAAUGAGAGGACUAUGGGUGAUCUGGACGUGUCAAGGUGGUACUGAGGGGGGCCAGGGCUAGGGAACCCAGUCUGCCGAUGGGGAAUGAGUUGUGCUGCAGGCCCUGAGUGGAGGAUGUUUCUGGAGGCAGAGGAGGGCCCAGGCUUAGGGACAAGUUCAGUGACUGAAACUGUAAGGCGAGAGGCUGAGGGAAGGUCAAAGGAGGAAUGCUCUAUGGAAAUAGGGUUUCGGUGUUCAGGAGUGUUGCUUUUAUUAUAUGUGAACUGUACAUGAGUGGGUGGGCGGGAUAUAUUGCUGUGGGGCCAAAUCCUGCCUUAUUUUAGGGGUAUGGGAGGUAUGAUGCUUAUCAAGUAUGGUUGCCAGAUUCAGCAGUUAAAAAUACACAAUCCUCAAUUAAAUUUGAAUUUUGGAUCAAUGAAUAAUAGUAUUAUCUAAGUAUAUCCCAUGGGAUAUAUUUUAUGUGAAAUUCAAGUCUAAUUGUACAUCUGGUACAUCACCUGGCAACUCCAUUGUCAAGGACACUUGGCAUCAGGACAGGGACCAGGGAGAGGCAAGUGAGGAACUCAGUUCAGGUGCAAAAUUGAAGAGAGUACUAAAAAUGAAAACAAAAACAAAACUCCACAACCAUCAAGUACUAUUUUAAUGCAAUAAAAAAGCAACGAUGAUUCCGUGAGCUACAGCCCAUGGACCAUUCAUAAAAAUGAUAUUUUAUUGGAACCAGGCCACGAUGAAGGUGGAGUAAGUGGGACCAUGAGAUAUAAACGCAGGGUCUGGUCCUGACUUUAAAAAUUUUUGAGAAACUUCCCCAGUGGUCCAGUGGUUAAGACUCCACGCUUCCACUGUAGGGCGUGUGGGCUCUAUCCUGGUUGGGGAACUAAGACCCUACAUGAUGCAGAAUGCAGCCAGAAAAAAUUUUUGAAUAUUUUGCUCUUAAUGGACAUUUUAACAUUAAUUUUUAUUUUAAAAUGAUUACAUCAAAGUAUUAUUUAUCUCGAUUACUGAGCUUUCGGUCACCCACCUUACAUUUUGCAUCUGCAGUGCCCAUCUUCCCCUCCCCCCAGGCCUGGCUCUGCUCUGCACCAGGGGAAACUGAAGCAUUGACCUUAGGCAGGUACAUAGCCAGGCAAAGGUUUCCUUUUUGUGUCCAGAUUAUCCACAAUUCAAUCAUUAAGAUAUAUGCCCUAGUUUUUUCAUUCUGUAAAAGUCUCUUCUGUUUCUCACUGGCUUAUUAGCACCUAGAAAGCUGGGCUGUGUGAAUUCCUAGCUGGUUCCCAGCAUAGCUGGUUGAGAACAGGUUCAGAACACAUCCGUCAAAGGAAACAAAGAAAUGUCUCGGGAGCACUGGAUGCUAUUGAGAGUCAGUUAUUCAGGGCCCAGCCAUUUAUAAAAGGGACUUUCAAAAAAGUGUUUGUAAAUAAGUCCUCCCCACUCACUCCAGAAAUGGGGUGCCACACACACACAGACUGCUUGCUUUUGUUCUGCUAAUGAUUAAAAUAAGUUUUUAAAUUGGA